Capsicum annuum is the source of this 2577-nucleotide messenger RNA. Its product is annotated as amino acid transporter AVT6A. Gene Ontology annotation, molecular function: amino acid transmembrane transporter activity. Lineage: Eukaryota; Viridiplantae; Streptophyta; Magnoliopsida; Solanales; Solanaceae. The record is from RefSeq and is a predicted model, not a curated record. The coding region runs from base 643 to 2025 and encodes 460 amino acids. The transcript has 6 exons. Gene Ontology annotation, biological process: amino acid transmembrane transport.
AUAUACUUUCCUUUUUUCAAAUCAUUCCUUGUACUAAUUUUUUAUUUUUAUUUUUUAAAGUUCUCUCAAAUUAUUCUAUUGAUAAACUUUUGAAGUUCCAACAAAGUACAAGUGUACAACUACUCAAUUUCCAUUUCAAUGUUAGUAAUUGUUCAACCUUUUAGAAAAGAAAAAAUUAAUCUUAUUCAAGCACUAAUUAAAAAAAAAAAAACCAAAGUGGUCAAUCCAAACGUGCUCAUAACAUUUCAAUUGACUGCCAUACAUUAUCCAUCUCUUCUAUUUCAAUCAAAAAUUCAUUGCGUGAAGUUUUCUUCUUCUCCCUCUUUUUUUUUUCUUAUAUUAACAAACACGAAAUCCCAUUCAAGUUUGGCCCCAAUUAUAUUUUAUUUACACCUCUUCUUGUUGAUUUUUGAUUCUUUUCCUUCUUUUUUCUUUUUGGAUUAAGGAGGAUAUAUCGAAAUUAUUCUUGUUUUGUUGUUCAAUUUUUGUAUCUGCACUGCAGAAAAGAUUUAUCUUAAAGUUUCUCAUGCUUUUUUAAUCCAUUUCAGAUUUUUCCUAAAGGAUCCAAAAAGCGUAAGCUGGUCUGCAUAUAGUUGGUAAAGUUUCCAUUUUUUUGACCUCUGGGAACUUCAGAAUUCGAACAUGACGAUUGGAAGCAUUAAACUAGUAAAAGAGAAGAAAUCAAGAAAGAGCAAACAACCAGUAGUUGAUGACCAUUCACCAUUAUUGCCUAAGCAAGAUGGCGGAUUCGAUGAGUUCAAUGGGGCUUCGUUUAGUGGGGCUGUAUUUAAUUUGUCGACCACAAUUGUCGGUGCUGGAAUCAUGGCCCUACCUGCAACUAUGAAGGUGUUGGGACUCAUUCCCGGGAUUAUUAUGAUCAUCUUGAUGGCGUUCCUCACAGAAGCUUCAAUUGAGUUGUUAAUCAGGUUUAGUAGGACUUCAAAAUCAGUUUCUUAUGGAGGCCUUAUGGGUGAUGCUUUUGGGAAAUAUGGGAAGAUGUUGCUUCAAAUAUGUAUACUAAUUAAUAAUAUUGGUGUUCUUGUUGUAUACAUGAUUAUCAUAGGUGACGUUCUUUCCGGAACAACUUCAAGUGGAACCCACCAUGCUGGUGUCCUGGAAGGGUGGUUUGGUGCUCACUGGUGGAAUGGACGAUUCUUUGUUCUUCUUGUGACCACCCUUGGCGUAUUUGCACCAUUAGCUUGCUUAAAGCGUAUAGAUUCAUUGAGAUAUACAUCUGCAUUAUCAGUAGCCCUGGCUGUUGUAUUUCUGGUUGUAACUGUGGGAAUCACCAUAUUCAAACUGAUAAAUGGAUCCAUUCUUAUGCCCAGACUGCUUCCCGAUUUUUAUGAUGUGGCGUCAUUCCUCAAGCUCUUCACUGUUGUUCCUGUACUGGUCACUGCAUAUAUCUGUCACUAUAAUGUUCACUCCAUAGAAAAUGAACUUGAAGACAGCAGGCAGAUCAGAGCAGUGGUGCAGAGCGCGCUAGCUCUUUGCUCGAGUGUGUUUGUGUUGACAAGCAUUUUUGGAUUUCUCCUAUUUGGCGAUGCAACUCUUGAUGAUGUUCUUGCCAACUUCGAUGCUGAUCUUGGAAUUCCAUUUGGCUCCUUGCUUAAUGAUGUCGUGCGUGUCAGCUAUGCUGCCCACCUGAUGCUCGUCUUUCCCAUUGUUUUCUACCCACUGCGGCUUAACUUGGAUGGCCUUGUCUUUCCUUCUGCAAGGCCUCUAACACUGGAUAAUUUGAGGUUUGCAUUAAUCAGUGGUGGACUCAUUGCCAUCAUCUUUUUGGGGGCAAAUUUCAUCCCAAGCAUCUGGGAUGCUUUCCAAUUCACAGGAGCAACUGCUGCUGUUUGCAUAGGGUUCAUAUUUCCUGCUGCUGUUACUCUGAGGGAUCGGUAUGGCAUAGCAACUAAGAGGGACAAGAUCUUGUGUACUUUUAUGAUUGUCCUUGCUGUCUUUUCAAACAUGGUGGCCAUAUAUAGCGAUGCCUACGCUUUGAUUAAAAAGAAUUCAUCACCUCGUGAGUGAUUCGUCGUGUACCUAUGCGGCAGGAGGAAGUGGAAGUAUCAGUCGUACUCAUGGUAAAGUUAGGGUGAAGGCAGGAUGAUACGGGUUCAGAAAAUGGUGUUUCUCGUUGAAGUUGCUGGAGUCGUGUUCUAUUAAGUUUAUAAAUACUUUUAAUCAUCAAAAUUUGAGUAGCUUUGCUCAUGUAUCAAGACAUGGCUACAGUUGAGUCUUGUACAGUGUCCCGUGGAGUUUUGUCUUACAUAGUAGACGACGGUGUAUAAACUGCAAGUUCAGCUUGGAUUGGCUUCAGUUCUUUGUAUGUUGAUUUUGAGUAUGCAUUUCCGAUGGUUGGGUUUGAAUUUUUUCACAUGUUGGUCUUUUUUAUCCUUAUGAAUCUCCAGGUCCAGGCGUCCGUUUUAGUUGGCUGGUAUUUGGAAUUCAAUCUAUUUGUAUUGUUUCAUUUUUUUUUUUGCUGUCUGUAUUUGUCAUAGGAGAUUCUGUGGUUAAAGGAGUGAGUGAAACUCUGUAAAAUUCUCCUAUUUCUUAUAUUAAUUUCUGCUGCAUUUUUCUUUA